AUGUGGCGGCGCGCGGUGGCUCUGGCGCGAUGGGGCCUCGUCGGGAAAUUUCAGGCGGCGAGAGGCUUCCGAGUGAGCACUGUGAGGAGAGAAUGCGGGGGCACGGCCAGAGUCAGAUACAUCAGGGCUCUGAGGGCUGCUGAGGAGGCCUAUAGUAUCAAGAACAAACGACUAGGAAGACCAUUGUCGCCCGCCUUGAGCAUCUACAAAAAACAGCUGACCACCGUCUUGUCCAUCACGAACCGCCUGUCCGCCAUCUACCUGUCUACGCAGCUGGCCGCCGCCGGAUUGGCCUGCCUUUGGGCUUGCAGAAAAAAGGCCAAAUUUGAAGACUUAAUGCAAAGAAUCGAAAGUUGGAAAUUGGAGAACACCGGUAUAUACGCCAUGAAACUGAUGCUGGUCCUUCCCUUCGUCUAUCACAUGUGCCUAGGAAUUCGACAUCUAUUAUGGGACAGUGGAAGAUUUUUAACAAUCCCUCAAGUUUACAGAACAGGCUAUGUGGCCCUUUUGGCCUUCGUCCUGAUUUCUUUAGCCCUUGCAGGAUACGGAAUUCGCAAACAGCAACCGCCGCCGAAUAAAAGACCAAGGAUGUAG
Molecule: messenger RNA, 594 nt
Organism: Ctenocephalides felis (cat flea)
Lineage: Eukaryota; Metazoa; Arthropoda; Insecta; Siphonaptera; Pulicidae
Product: succinate dehydrogenase cytochrome b560 subunit, mitochondrial-like
Exons: 3
Coding region: 1-594 (197 amino acids)
Biological process (GO): tricarboxylic acid cycle; mitochondrial electron transport, succinate to ubiquinone
Cellular component (GO): membrane
Molecular function (GO): succinate dehydrogenase activity; electron transfer activity
Source: RefSeq, a predicted model, not a curated record